AUGGACAAGUCACACCGUGCAUCCUUCAACUCCAACUCCAACUCCUCGCAAAUGUUCAUCUUGCCAGGCAGCCCGCCUCCGAAGAGGGAACUCAACUUCUGGGAGCAGCAGCAGCAGCAGAAGCGCCGCAGCACGGCUACAACAUCAGCUGUCGCCUCCACCUCUGCUGCUGCCGCCACCUCCUCCUCAGCCUCAACCUCAGAUCCCUUGAAGGAACAAGGGAUCUUCGUCCAAGAUGAGGAUUCCAGCAUCAUCGUGGGAGACAGUACCCCUCCGACGCAAGCAACUUGGGCGCCGCGACGAGCAGCUCUAACAUCUGUGCCUGCCGCCCCCAAGCAGUCUGUCAAGAGGAGGCUGUUUUUCGACGAGGAUGAGGAGGAGCCUUCCAACAUCCUCACUCAAUCGAAGAAACGUGCGGUGGAAGAGGAUGAGGAGGACAGCUCCAUAAUGACGCUGUUACAGCAGGAGGAGGAUGAAAUUCUCCCCGAGGAGCACUUCCUCACUGUCAUCAAUAGGUACGCCCCGAAACCCUGGACUCCUCUAAGAGAGUUGAUGGAGGGUACGCCUUACCCUAUUGAGGACGUGAGGGAGGUCUGCAAUCAACAUGGACGUCGCGUGGUGCUCAAGAUCCGGCUGUCAGGUCAGAGAACAACAGAUGUUUACAUACCUGAACGUUUCACGCUGAUCUUGACCCCCAAAGACAUCCAAAAUUUUAAAAGUAAAUGUAAAUCAUUGUUACUGUUUGUCAAACAUAUUAAUCAGUACAUGACCGACAUCAACAUUGUCAAAAUGCAUAAAAUUUAAAUCAUGAUAAUUAUAUUACCAUUUAACAUUUUAUGAAUUUUAUUAUUACUUAUUUUGUUAAUAAUCUUGUAACAAAUUUUCGGACUUGACAUUGCAUCGCCUUUCGGCAUAUAUUUUCGG
Nilaparvata lugens (brown planthopper) is the source of this 924-nucleotide messenger RNA. RefSeq lists its product as uncharacterized. The transcript is spliced from 2 exons. The coding region runs from base 1 to 804 and encodes 267 amino acids. Lineage: Eukaryota; Metazoa; Arthropoda; Insecta; Hemiptera; Delphacidae. The record is from RefSeq and is a predicted model, not a curated record.